Messenger RNA from Wyeomyia smithii (pitcher-plant mosquito), 1674 nucleotides. Its product is annotated as protein-lysine N-methyltransferase EEF2KMT. The transcript has 3 exons. Bases 556 to 1599 code for a protein of 347 amino acids. The record is from RefSeq and is a predicted model, not a curated record. NCBI's taxonomy places the organism in Eukaryota, Metazoa, Arthropoda, Insecta, Diptera, Culicidae.
AGUGUCGCUGAAUGUUGAACUAGCGAACUCCCAACUAACAAUCACCCAACGAACGAAUUACUUCUGUUUUGGUUGAUUAUGAUAACUACAUCCCGUUACACCCAGAAAUAACAGUUUUGUAGAUCUGUGAAAUCUGUGAAUCAGAAUUCAAAAGGGCAAGAAGAGAGGGAGAGAGCACACAAAAUAAAAAUACCACAAAUCUCUCUCGCUAUAAAUCACUGGAAGCAAAAUAUUUUGACAACGCAAAUAAGGACCAUCACGGUAAUUUGUGGGUAAACAGCUUUGUGCUCUUUACAGAUAUGUGGCUAAGCCAAAAAAGUUAAAAUAAAUAUUCGUGCUCGCAAUUACCAAACAGCUGACAUUUAAAAGCCAGUCAUUUUUGUGCUUGAACUUUCAAAACAAUCAUAGUUUAUGCCGAUAUGUUCCAUCGUGGUUGGUUAAGAUUUGUCUUGAACAGUAGCACCUUAGCACUUGGCGACUCUUCAGGUGAAUUUAGUUAUCCAGGUCUCGGGAUCGGAAGUCGUUUCGAAGUGACGCAGCAGCACACGAAAAGCAAUGUUUCAAAAAUGUAAAAAUAAAACCAUGAACUUUGAUGAUGCUCUUGUACUAGUGAGAAGGAACUUUUUGUGUUGUCUGCCAGUACUUCAAAUUGAUUGGCACGGGCUCUUGGAUGAUAUCAGUUGGGAACAGCAAGAGAAGCUCUUAGAAUAUACAGUAAAUAAUCCGCUGGUUGUUCGUUAUCCUGUAAAAUUUGGGUAUCAAAUAGCAUUUUUGAAGCAUAUUAUUCAUCAUUUAAAUAAAAUGAAUGUUGAACAACACGAUCAACUUUACGGAAAAUACUGUGCAUUGUUGAACAACCAAUGUGGCUCAACGGAUCAAGCUGGAUUCAAUUACAAACAUUACGAAAUACCUGGAAACGAUGUCAUUACGUUAAAAGAAUCGAGUGCCUUUAUUUCGGAUGGUACCGCCGGUCUUUGUAGUUGGCAGGCCUCGAAGGCACUAUGUGAAUUCAUAAUUCAUAACUUGGAAGAUUUUCGUGGAAAAAAUAUACUGGAACUUGGUUCUGGUGUUGGCCUCACUGGAAUUUUUAUUGCCAAGUACUGUGAACCAUCGAUGUUAGUUCUCUCAGACUGCCACAAUUCAGUGAUAAACACCUUGAAGCAAAACGUUGAGCUCAAUUUUCCUAAGGGUGCUAAGGUCGAUUGCGACAACCCUUUGGUGAGUUGUUUAAUCGAUAAUGGAGAUUCGUUGGUGGCGGUGAUGGAUAUUGACUGGAGCUACAUAAACGAGUCAAAUUUGCAUCAAUUGAUUGAGCCGGAAGUUGUGGUUGGGGCUGAUAUUGUAUACGAUCAUUCUUUGUUUGAGCCGCUAUUAAUAGCGAUCAAUUAUGCUUUUACGCUUUCGAAUAAUAAAUGCAAGUUUGUUCUAUCGUGUACUGAACGCAACCAAGACACUCUGAGCGAUUUUUUGGAACUACUUAUAACUGCCCGAUAUCGAAUAAAUGAAGAAACAGUGUAUGCCUCGAAACACUUUCAAUGGGAUUCUACCUCUGCAAAAAUACGCAUCUUUUCAAUCACACGCGAUUGGAGCUUUCAGUGAAUUUACCUACCUAUCAAAAAUCAAUGCUAAAAUUCAAAAAUCUUUACAUCUAUGAAUACAUGUACUACAAACUAA